This is a messenger RNA of Cooperia oncophora, 561 nucleotides long. The record is from the annotation of a GenBank genome assembly. NCBI's taxonomy places the organism in Eukaryota, Metazoa, Nematoda, Chromadorea, Rhabditida, Trichostrongylidae.
AUGUAUGUUUGCAAAGUUCUUGUUGCUAUAAACGAAUUUUCUUUCCACGCUGAACUGUACAUAUUGCAGGCUUAUCAGUCAACAACCAGUACUGCUUUUGGUACCCUUGGACUGCUUCCUCAAGGCAUUCCCUCACUCGUACCGACUCCUACUCUAUUUUCUUAUGAUAAUCGUAGCUUCCUUCCCCAAGCCAUGUCUCAGAUGGUUCCCAAUCAAACCCUCUUCCCUUGUGAACGACCAUCGUUCAGCGGAAACUGUUUUACGGCUGUAGACAUUUUGAAUUCAACAGCAGCACCGAUAUUUCUCAGACAAUUCCAUCCUACUGUAGUUCAGACCAGAAGAAGAGCGCAGGCAGUCAACUGUCACGAAAAUUCACAAUGUGUCAACUGUAAAACAACAAACACAUCGUUAUGGAGGCGUAAUGAACAAGGAGAAGUUGAGUGCAAUGCGUGUAAUCUGUACUAUCGCAAGAACAAACGCCCGAGACCUCUCUCACUGUGCAAGGACACCAUAUCAAAGCGCAAAAGAAAACCAGUUGUGGACCGUCAGACGAGCAGUUGA